AUGGAAAGUUUCUGCAUUUUAGGUGUGCUACACAUUCUCAAUCUGAUUGUUAAAGAAGGUUUGCUGGAGAUAGAGAGCAGUGUCAAUGCCAUUCGUAAUGGCAUUUAUUUUGUGAGGUCUUCAACUCAGAGGCAGAUUUCUUUUGAGCGACAUAUAGAGCCAGGAAGACUUCAGAGAGGAAGCUUACUUUUGGAUGUGAAAACUAGGUGGAAUUCGACCUAUUUGAUGCUAGAGCAAGCAUUAACGUUCAAGGUGGCUUUUGAGAAGAUGGAAGCUGAGGACAAGCCCCACAACGACUACUUCAAUAAGAUUGCUACUUUGGUUAUGUCUGCAUCAAAUCAUGUUACUGCGCAUAAGUUGUAUCAUGCGAUCGUCACAGUAACAAGGAACAUUAGUGCUUUAAGCACUGCUCCUGGUCCUGAUGAGAGUUUAAGGUCUAAGGCAACAAACAUGUUAUGGAAACUUGGCAAGUAUUGGAAUCCAUUUGGAACAAAUCCUGAAAAGAUGAAUAAGCUUGUCAUUGUUGCUGGUGUUCUUGACCCAACCAAGAAGAUGAUGGUUACCUCAAAGUUAUUUGAGAAGCUGUAUGGAGAAGACUCAGUUCAGGUUACUCUUUUGAAAGGUGAAGUCGAGGACAUUUUGAAGAGUUUAUUUGAUCAGUACAACAAUCGCAGUAGCGGCAGUACUGGUAAAUCUCAAGGACCAUCUUCUCAGUCUCAAUCUCAUGGACCGUCUUCUCAAUCUCAAACUCAGUCACAUGAUCAGUUAGGAGAGGAAGUUUCUCAGCGGACAGUACUUAGUAAUGGCCUUGCUUAUGAGAGCAUGAAUGACAUCUACAAAGAGCUUGUUCAAGAAACAGGAUUUCAAAAAAAAAAACAGUGA
Molecule: messenger RNA, 882 nt
Organism: Brassica oleracea var. oleracea
Lineage: Eukaryota; Viridiplantae; Streptophyta; Magnoliopsida; Brassicales; Brassicaceae
Product: zinc finger BED domain-containing protein RICESLEEPER 2-like
Exons: 2
Coding region: 1-882 (293 amino acids)
Molecular function (GO): DNA binding
Source: RefSeq, a predicted model, not a curated record